AAACGACGGAGACGCGCAGCGUGUCUCCUCAGCAGCUCCGGGAGAGAAGAAUGGGAAAAGGGAAUGUGACUGUAUAUGUAGACGAGCCAAUGUGGGAAAACAUGAGCACAACGGACAGUUUUUAACUAGAUUCCUCUUUAAAACAGAUAAUUACACAUAUCAUAGACUAUCAGGAGUUUUUCUUCUUCUUUUCCCUGAGGAGAGGGAUAUUUGCUCCCAUUGGAGAACACAGGAGAGGAGAGGAUCCUCUUUGUGAAUCUCAUUUGACUGGGAUAAGAGCCCAGUCACAGAGUGGAGUAGCUGUUUCAUCUGACCUUUAACCUCAACAGGAAGAAGGGAAAGCCACUUCAGAGAUGGAGCAGGUGUCAGAUGAUGAGUUGGACCACGGAGCAGAGGAGGACAGCGAUAAGGAGGACCAGGACCUGGACAAGAUGUUUGGAGCCUGGCUGGGAGAGCUGGAUAAGCUCACACAGAGUCUGGAUGAUGGCAGGCCCCAGAAAACACUGCAGAAGCCCCCUCUCAGACAGGAGACAAACAUGGCCAACUUCUCCUACCGCUUCUCAAUGUAUAACAUAAAUGAGGCGUUGAACCAGGGCGACACAGUGGACCUGGACGCCCUGAUGGCUGACCUGUGCUCCAUCGAACAGGAGCUCAGUACCAUUUCCAAGCCAAACUCCACGUCUCGCGGCCAGAGCAAAGCCCAGCAGCGGGGCCCUGGGGGGCGCAGUGCCAGUACCAAGCACGCAGGCACCAGUGGAGGGGGAAGCAGCGGAGGAAGCGCCAGUAGCAGUACCCGGGCAUCGCCGGCCAACACAGUACGAGGCGGCAGUGUCGGCGGCCGCCCCGCAGCCUCCAACAUCUCCCUGGAUGACAUCACCUCUCAGCUGGAGAGAGCCUCUCUCAGCAUGGAUGAAGCAGCACGUCAGACCUCUUCCUCCUCCUCCUCUUCCUCCUCCUCUUCCUUCUCCUCCACCACGCUCCGACGGCCCUCGUCUGGGUCAUCUGGCGGCGGGCAACACCGGAGGACAGGCUCAGUGGGCACGGUCAGCGAGCAGGAAGCUCCGUCCCAGCGGUCCAGUGUAAAUUCAGCAUGUGCCUCAGCGUCCAGCAUGGACUCCCUUGACAUUGACAAAGUGAUGGCUGGUGGAGAGGUGGAGGGCCAGAGCAGCUCAAGCACGCAAGGACAAAACCAGACCAGCACAGAGCAUGUCACACUGCGACGGGACAAUGGUAAAGCAGCCAGGCGGCAGCUUGACUUCACCUCACGAGAGGGUGAAAUGGAUCGGGCCACUCACUCCUAUCUGGACCGAGAAACCUCGCUCAUUUUGAAAAGCAUAGCUGGGAAGCCUUCUCACCUCCUGACCAAGGAGGAGCAAGCUGCCAAACUGAAGGCAGAGAAGAUCCGAGUCGCCCUGGAAAAAAUCAAGGAGGCACAGGUCAAAAAGCUGGUGAUCAGGGUCCACAUGUCAGACGAGAGCUCGAAGACCAUGAUGGUGGAUGAGCGGCAGACAGUCAGGCAGGUGCUGGACAGCCUGCUGGAUAAGUCACACUGUGGCUACAGCCCUGAUUGGUCUCUUGUAGAAACCAUCACUGAGCUACAGAUGGAGCGUAAUUUUGAGGAUCAUGAGAACUUGGUGGAGAAUCUCUUAAACUGGACCCGGGACAGCCACAACAAGCUGAUGUUCAUCGAACGCAUCGAGAAAUAUGCUCUUUUCAAGAACCCUCAGAACUAUUUGUUGGGGCGGAAGGAGACAUCCGAAAUGGCUGACAGGAAUAAAGAGGCUUUAUUAGAGGAGUGUUUCUGUGGCGGCUCUGUGUCUGUGCCAGAGAUUGAGGGCAUCCUGUGGCUGAAGGAGGAUGGGAAGAAGUCAUGGAAGAAACGCUACUUCCUCCUCAGAGCUUCAGGGAUUUACUACGUCCCCAAAGGCAAAGCCAAGGCAUCCCGAGAUCUUGUGUGCUUCCUGCAGUUGGACCAUGUGAACGUGUAUUACGGCCAGGACUACCGCAGCAAAUACAAGGCUCCCACUGACUACUGCCUGGCCCUGAAGCAUCCACAAAUCCAGAAGAAGUCACAGUACAUCAAGUAUCUGUGCUGUGAUGAUGUCAGAACCCUGCACCAAUGGGUGAACGGAAUUCGCAUCGCCAAGUAUGGGAAGCAACUAUAUGUGAACUACCAGGAAGCCAUGAAGAGGACAGAGGCAGCCUACGAUUGGUCAUCUCUAUCUACCUCCAGCAUCCGAUCAGGCUCCAGUUCUGCCAGCAUACCUGAGUCCCAGUCUAAUCAUUCAGGCCAUUCAGACAGCGGGGUGGACACGGGCUCUUCUCAUGGCCGGUCCCAGAGUGUGGUGAGCUCCAUUUUUUCUGAGGCCUGGAAGAGAGGUACCCAGAUCGAGGAAAACACUAAGCAGAUGAGAAUGGAGGCCUCCAGAGGGGCCACCCUGCCGCAUGCUUCCCACAGUCACCGGCAUCACAGCCAGCAUUCAGUGGAUCACCCAGCCCUGACGCCCCAGCCUCAUCCCCAGCCUCAUCCCCAGCCCCAGGCUCAGCAACCCCAGGCUCAGCAACCCCAGGCUCAGCAACCCCAGGCUCAGCAACCCCAGGCUCAGCAACCCCAGGCUCAGCAACCCCAGGCUCAGCAACCCCAGGCUCAGCAUCCACCAAUGUACCCCCAGACACCGACCCAGCCACAACACCAGCACCAGCCUCAGUCUCCUCAGCCGGCCCCACAGCCGCCCCCCCAGCUGCAUCAGCGCCCUCAGCAGUUACCGCAGUCUCCACAACAGCAGCAGCCACAAACUAUCAAUAACUACAACCACAUGCCCCUACAGCAGCAACAGCUGGCCCAGCCACCCCCACCUCCUCCUCCACCGCCUCCCCCUCCGCCCCUACCCCCAGUUCAAAUGGUGUCGCACCACUCACCGGCUCCCACCAUGUACAAGUACAGCACGAUCACCAGGCUGCAGAACCAGAAGCCCUCCCAGGCUGCCAAUCACCACAAGUUGCCCAGUCACCUCCAUGCAAUAGCUCACCAAGUUCUUCCCUCAGCACCACCUGCAGCACAGGUCAAACCCAAUGUGAAUCACAUUGCAGCAAGGACUAAUGUCCCGCCUCCUCCUCCUCCUCCCCCUCCACCCUCCAUGCCAACGCCUGGGUCAGCCAUGGCUGUGUUAAAGCUGGGCCCUCCCAGCCCAGCUGCCCCGCCUGCCUUCAUUCCUCCUCCCCCAGCCCCUCCACCUGCUCCACAGACCAAUGGAGUAGCAUUUCCUCCACCUCCUCCUCCUCCCCCACCCCCUCCUGCACCAGCUCCCAUGAGUGAGCCUGUGUACCCCAACGGGCUGAAGCAGGCAUUGAAGGAAAGGUUUCCCAGCCCGCCACGGGACCUCCUCUCUCCAAAUGGAGGCCUUGAUGAGUCCCCACCGCCUGCCCCCGCACCACCACCGCCACCUCCUCCACCUCCACCUCCGCCACCACCUCCUCCACCUCCCCAGCAGUUCCCAGUGCCAGCCCAGUUCCCACCUCCUCCUCCACCGCCACCAGCGCCACCCAAAACCUUCACACCGGGCUUUGUGCCUCAUCCUGCCCCCAAACCUGUGUCACCUGUUUCCCCAUUCCCUCCUGCCCCACCUUCUGCUGCCCUGGGUGGCCCGGCCCCGCCGCCACCUCCACCCCCUCCUCCACCUGCACCCUUCAAGAAGCAGUUCAGCCUCCAGGCAGGCCACACCUCCAGCCACCCCCCUCCGACUCUGCCAAAACAGCACAGCAUGUCUAAGCAAACACCCAUUUCCACAGGAUCCCCUCCUACUAUGUCUUUGGUGAAACAACUUGCAAGUCAGUUUCCAGGAGCUUCAUCCCAAGUAGCCAAUCACACAGAGAGCCCCAAAGCCCCCCUCUCCCCACCUGCAGUCAAGACCAAACCAAAAUGGCAGCCAGGGGGUGGCCAACUGCAGUCUCCAGAGUUCCCUCCUCCUCCUCCAGACAGCAACACUGGUUUCCCUGCCCCUCCUCCUCCUCCGCCACCUCCUCCAGCCCCUGUCACGGGACCAACUCCACCUCCUCCUCCUCUCCCUCCUGGAAACCUUGGCUCCCCCACAAAGAGGUCACCCUCUGGCUCCUCCAAUUUGGCAGGCAAGAAACCUCCUCCCACCCCGCAAAGGAACUCCAGCAUAAAGUUCAACUCCUCAGCUUCCUAUGAAGAAUCCAGGAGAAACUUGCUCAGCAAGUUCGCUCCCAAGAGCAACACCCCUCCUUCCUCCCCAUGUCCCACCUCCUCCUCCAUUGGAUCCCCUUCCAAAGACCCCUCAACUGGACCCCCUGCUCCCCCAAAACCAGGCAAGCUUAACCUGUCCAACCUUCCCUUGGCACUCCAAGCCAAAGUGAGCCAGGCAAAGCAGUCCAGUGGCGACUUCCCGUCCCCACCACCUGAGUGUGCCUACUUCCCACCUCCUCCCCCCGCUUCUGAGCUCUUCCCACCUCCUCCACCUCCUGGUAGUGACGCACACAGUGGAGGACCUCCUAGGGUAGCUGUGGUCAACCCCCAGCCACAGGCUCCCCCUCCCCCUCCGCCUGUCCCCCUUGUCAGCAACUCAUCAUGGGGGAAGAGCUCAUUGAAAAAGAUUCCUCCACCCACACACGUGCGGCGUAGUAACACCACCCCGGAGCCCCCUCCACUCUCACCACCUCCACCCACCUCCCCAAAGGGCAGCUCAGGCCAGCCCAAUUUCCUGGAUGAUCUCCACCGGACACUAAAGCGAAAGUCAGUGGGUCGCCAAGGUUCUCUCAACUCUGUUGGUCUCACGGGCAAGUCUGAACCGGCGGGAACUAUGGACGACAUGGCACUGCCUCCGCCGCCCCCUGAGCUGCUCCUGGACCAAGGAAAGCAAAGCAAUGGAGGAAAUGGUGGCUACAUGUCCGGAAACAUCUCAGGCUAUGCAACUCUACGACGAGGACCUCCACCUGCACCACCGAAACGGGGGGACGCCACCAAACUUACUUGAGAGUGUUGAACUUGGAGAUCAGGACACAACAAAGGUGGAUGAAUAGACAAUGAAGUGAACACUCAUUCAUGAAAUGGGAAUGAAUUCCUUCUGUCCUCUUGAGAUCACAAUAAUAAAUAGAAGACUGUGUAUAUACAAAACCCAAACCAGACCAUGGUCAAUUAGUGUUUUUGCAUUUUUUAACAUGCUUGGCAUUCUGGAUCAGUGGGGUUUACAAUAAUUGGGACAAUUAAGACUGGAGCAGGUAAGUUUGGGGUCACAGAAAAGUCACAGAAAAUUUUCUGCAAUUGUCUAAACUCUCUGGAAGACAUUGAAUUGCCCUGUAUGGUAAACCCCACCCAUCUGGUACACCAAGCAGGUUUAAAUAAAUACUAAUAAGAACUGUGCAAAUAUUAGUGGAUCCAGGUCUGAGCCAAACCACGUGUCCGCUUCUUUGUCAUAAGUUUGUGCCGCAUACUGGAGACAAAAAAAAACCCACAUCAUGAUCGUUCUGCUUUGGUAUUGCAUGGACCUCAUGUAAGAAUAAGCUGUAAAACAUGAAGCUGUUCCGGUGUGUGAGCAUGAAUGAGAGAGAGAAACUGAGACUGAAUAUGCAUACAUGCAUUGUGUGCAUGCAUGUAUGUAUGAUUUUAUGGUGGUGAAGUAGUUAACAAUUAGGGAAGGCCUUCGCGGAGCGGGGAUGGUUAAGUUUGCUUUUAUAUAAAAUAUUUAAUGAUUGAUAAGUGGAAGGAUUUUUUUUUUGUAAGUCUGUCUUUUAAUAGCUGGUCAACAAAGUCUAGUUAGGAACAAAACAUUAGGGCACAAUGGAAUGUAUAUGGCAAGGUGAGUUUGAAAACAAAUACACACCAAGAAGGCAGUUAUUCAGUAAAAAAACAAACAAAAAACACUCAAACCGAUAAAACUUUGAAAUCUGUUUUCUCAGACUAGACUGUUUCACUACUUGGCAAAUGCAAAUCAGAAGGAAGCCUUAUUCCCAAAGUCUUGCGCAGAGGUCAAAGCAGAAAGGAGAUUUCUUCCAAAGGUCCAGCAGAGUCUGGACUGUGCAACUGGAAAAGAAAAAUACAAUUUGUUUUAUUUAAUGGACUCCUGUAAAUGGAGAGGGGAGGCCUGUGAUGGUGUGUCUUCGUGGACUGUGCGAGUUCCCCGUGUAUUGGCUUGAUUUUGGACCUUAUCCUUCAGUUUGUGUCUGUACAGUUGCAGCUGCUACUCCGUUAUUGUCGGUCCCCGCCGCCUUCUAAAGUCACAUGGUAUAACAAUUCUGGAAGUAGAAUGUACAGGUUGGAUUCAGUCAUGUGAAAUAAACUCUACUUAUCCAAGGUGACCCGGUUGAAAAAAAACAUACAUUUGUCUGGUUAAUGUACAGAGCAUUAAAUCAUGUAGUCAAUAACAGAAAUCAUUUGACUGUCAUUAGACUGAAUGUUGCUUUCAACUGUGUGUCUAUCGUAUUUUGUUUCUUCAUGGUGCCAUUACUACGUCAGCCCGUGGUGCACAUGGACUAAGGUUAUCUCUUGAUUUUGUACCUACAGAGUGGAUCAUGAAGGGUUUUUCAUUUCUAUCAGCAGUGCUGGUGCUAGUGCUGUCCUUCAAGGAACUCAUUCUCAACGUCCUUGUGCCAUGGUGACAUAUCAUUAAUAUAUCAUUAAUAUUUCAGACCAUUCAAACUGGUUUUAAUUUGGCUUUAGUGUGGAAAUGUGUGCUGUGAAAAAGGUUUACAUGCUAGUGUUCAGAGGAGACCAUUACAUCCACAUGUCCAGUGAGCUUAUCAUGAAGAUGGUAUUGGUUGUUUCCACAGGAGCCUUGUUCUUUUGUCCCACAGUGGUUUGAUUGCCACUUGAAGGCAGUGUACCAUGUGUUAUAACUGAAUAUCAUUGUCCUUAACAGGAUGUUUGCUACAGUACAGUAUGUAAGUUAUUAAUGUGCUGAUGUGAACAUGUGGGGCCAAGUGAAAUGAAGAAAAAUGGUUGCAGAUAGAGUAAAUGUGUCCCCUUGCAUUUAAACUGAAAACCACAAUAUAAAUGUUCAAACUAGACCUCA
This is a messenger RNA of Micropterus dolomieu (smallmouth bass), 7028 nucleotides long. RefSeq names its product Ras association (RalGDS/AF-6) and pleckstrin homology domains 1b (gene raph1b). Bases 354 to 4994 code for a protein of 1546 amino acids. The record is from RefSeq and is a predicted model, not a curated record. Gene Ontology annotation, biological process: signal transduction. Gene Ontology annotation, cellular component: cytosol; plasma membrane. NCBI's taxonomy places the organism in Eukaryota, Metazoa, Chordata, Actinopteri, Centrarchiformes, Centrarchidae. The transcript has 19 exons.